This is a messenger RNA of Helianthus annuus (common sunflower), 1116 nucleotides long. Its product is annotated as ATP-dependent DNA helicase PIF1-like. The record is from RefSeq and is a predicted model, not a curated record. Lineage: Eukaryota; Viridiplantae; Streptophyta; Magnoliopsida; Asterales; Asteraceae. The transcript has a single exon. The coding region runs from base 1 to 1116 and encodes 371 amino acids. Gene Ontology annotation, molecular function: DNA helicase activity. Gene Ontology annotation, biological process: telomere maintenance; DNA repair.
AUGGAGCCUAAUACUGAGUUAGGUGAUUUAAUUAAAAGAGCAACAUUGAUUAUUUGGGAUGAAGCACCUAUGACUCACAAGCAUUGUUUCGAGGCUCUUGAUAGAACAAUGAGAGGCAUAUCACGUUCCAGUCAACCGAACAUGCAAUUGAAGCCGUUUGGGGGAAAGGUCAUUCUAUUUGGUGGUGAUUUUAGACAAAUUCUUCCGGUCAUCCCUAAAGGUACCAGAACAAUGAUAGUCAAUGCUUCUUUGAAUUCUUCUUAUAUAUGGCGGCACUGUAAAGUACUAAAGCUAACUGAGAAUAUGAGAUUAAGAGUUGGUUGUCAGGAAGCAGAUUUGAAAGAAAUAAAGGAAUUUGGAGAAUGGAUUUUAAAGCUUGGUGAUGGUCUGCUUGGUGAAGAAAAUGAUGGUGAGAUUGAUAUUGAAAUACCAGAUGAUUUACUUAUUCAUGACCAAGUCAAUCCUAUUUCUUCUCUCAUUUCAUAUAUAUAUCCGGACAUGAAUAAGUUUUUGUGGGAUUUAACGUAUUUCCAACAAAGAGCGAUUCUUGCUCAAACUAAUGAAGUAGUGGAUUCAAUAAAUAAAGAGUUGUUAGAGAGUCUGCCCGGUGAAGAAAAGGUUUAUUUUAGUUCAGAUAGUUUAUGCCAAUCGGAGGAAGAAUCAGAGCUUAAUAUGGCGUUGUUUCCUCCUGAUGUGUUAAACAACCUUCGUUUAUCUGGUUUACCUAAUCAUAAAUUAGUACUGAAAGUUGGUGCUCCGGUGAUGUUACUCAAAAACAUUGAUCAGGCAAAUGGAUUGUGUAAUAUAGGUCAUCAUACUUUGAUUUCAAGACUGAAGAUGACACCUUCAGAUAAAAGAAUACCAGUGAAGAUUUCUCGAAGACAAUUCCCACUUUCACUGUGUUUUGCUAUGACAAUAAAUAAAAGUCAAGGACAAUCAUUGGAGCGUGUUGGUUUAUAUCUUCCACGUCCAGUGUUUAGUCAUGGCCAGCUCUAUGUUGCUAUAUCUAGAGUAAAAAGUAGGAAGGGAUUGAAAUUUUUGAUUUGUGAUAAAGAGAAACGAGUCUGUACAACCACUACUAAUGUGGUUUACAAGGAAGUUUUACAAAAUCUAUGA